GUGACAGCUGAUUGCUGUCAGUUGAACUGCCAAUGUUAAACAAAAUAUAACAAUUUAAUUUAUUUAAUUAAUUAAAUUUCUGACUGACCGAGACCGACAGUUCUUGCUAUAAUGCCAGCGGCAAUUCAAGAAGCCACCAAAGCAUCCGAACAUUCGGAGCAAAUGUGGAAAGUCCUAAAAGCCCACAUUCUUAGAGAAAGGGCAAGAAAACGGCAAGAAAGAGAACAAGAAGUCGAAGAAGAAAGACUUCGAAAAGAACGCGAAGCCAGGGAGCAGCAAGAUGUAAUGACUUUAGGAGAAACUAGAGAACAAAUUUCACAACUCGAACAGAAAUUGACACAGUUAAAGGAAGAAAAACACCAAUUAUUUUUACAGCUUAAAAAGGUGUUAAAUGAAGAUGAUAAUAGGAGAAGGCAGAAAGAAAACACAGAAAACAUGAUAUCAAUACAAAAUCUGCCUACGAAUAUGAUACAGCAACAGCUGUAUAUACAACAACACCAACAGCAGCAACCUCAACAGCCUCAAAGAUUGGCUCCAAUGCCUCAACAACAACAACAGCAACCUCUGCCUCAGACUGCAUUCAAACAGACUAAGAGGCCCAGAAGUCCUAGCCCUCCACCUCAAGUGCCCGUUUCUAUGUAUCAUGGAUAUGGGUAUAAACCUCAGGGUGUUGCUACAUCAUCUUACCAGGGUUCACCACAAAAAGAUGACAGUAGACGUAACGAGUUAGUACGAGCAGUAUUGUGGAACAAAACGCCGCAAUACAGCAACCAACCUAGCGCCUUCUAUCCAGUGGCGCCUCAAGAACUGCAGCCCAUGUACUAUCCGAUCAAUCGCGAACCUGCCAGGAGUGUGUACGAGACGCCAAGGUUGCAAACGUUUCAUCUGGAGCCCAAAUUGACUGAGCACUAUGCGAUGAGGAACCCCGGACCACAUCCGGGGCAUAGUCUUCAUCCUGGAGCCAUACCUAUUUCUCAACAGACUCCCCCAAAAGGUGGUAGUAUUACUGCUGGUUAUCCUGUGAGAAGUCAGCCGCAGUACCAGCAAAAUCCGACUCCGACUGCAUUGUAUACAGGUCAAACUAGGCCGCUGUAUCAGACGGCUGUGAAUUGCCCUCAAAGAGAGUAAAAAUUGAUGUUUUGUAGAUGUUAAGAUAUACUAGUAAUUGUUGUUUGUACAAAAUAAAUAAUUAUGUGUUUUUUUAUGGUUUAUUUUUGGUGGAUUAUUAUGUAAUAAAAAUAUGAAAUAUAGGAAAAUAAUGUGUGAAAAGAAAUUGUUUAUUAUAUUGUAAUAAAUAAAAUAUUUGAAGGA
Messenger RNA from Psylliodes chrysocephalus, 1311 nucleotides. Lineage: Eukaryota; Metazoa; Arthropoda; Insecta; Coleoptera; Chrysomelidae. The record is from the annotation of a GenBank genome assembly.